This is a messenger RNA of Nelumbo nucifera (sacred lotus), 1541 nucleotides long. RefSeq names its product pfkB-like carbohydrate kinase family protein. Gene Ontology annotation, biological process: fructose metabolic process. Gene Ontology annotation, molecular function: fructokinase activity. Lineage: Eukaryota; Viridiplantae; Streptophyta; Magnoliopsida; Proteales; Nelumbonaceae. The record is from RefSeq and is a predicted model, not a curated record. Gene Ontology annotation, cellular component: cytosol.
UAGAAUGCGCAACUGCGAUGUACAGCAAGCAGCGAACGUGGGACACACGUUGCCAGUGAAGGUGCAGGCCGAUGUUGAGCUUCAGCCUUCAGCCCCAGUACUUCUACUGUGUCCUCAGCACAACUAACCUAAGGUGAUUGUUUAAAAUCUUUUUUCUGGAUGCCUUUCCUUUCUUGGUCGAAAGUCGCCCCAAAGCAGUUCUCUUGCGAUUGUUUCUGACGAUUUGGUCGCUUAAUUACUGGAACUGUUUGCUGGGUCGCGAGUAAUUUUGCUUUUUUGAGGAGGCAAAAGUACAGUGCCGGUGCCGGUGCCGGUGCCGGAGAUGCCAGUGCCGGUGUGUCAGAGUCGGUGUGAGAGGGGACAAGGAGAUAUUUCGUCGGAGCCAUGCCGAUGCUGGUGCCGGUGUUGGAAGUUAUAAUAAGGUUUGGAGACGAUGAAUUUGGGCAUAUGCUGGUUGAUAUGUUGAAGAAGAAUGGAGUGAACGCAGAGGGGGUGUGCUUGGAUGCCGAUGCAAGGACAGCGCUUGCAUUUGUGACGUUGAAGAAGAAUGGAGAGAGGGAAUUCAUGUUCUAUAGGAACCCAAGUGCUGAUAUGCUGCUGAAGGUAUCAGAGCUUAAUUUGGGUCUCAUCAAGCAGGCCAAGAUAUUUCACUAUGGCUCUAUAAGCUUGAUCUCAGAGCCAUGCCGCUCUGCUCACUUUGCGGCCACGGACGCCGCUAAAAGGGCUGGCGCUUUGCUUUCCUACGACCCCAAUUUGCGGUUGCCGCUCUGGCCUUCAGCUGAGGCUGCUAGACAAGGGAUUAUGAGCAUUUGGAAUGAAGCUGAUUUUAUCAAGGUUAGCGAUGAUGAGGUGGCAUUCUUAACUCAGGGAGAUCCCAUGGAUGAAGAUGUUGUUUUGUCACUUUGGUAUGAAAGACUCAAGUUACUUGUUGUGACAGAUGGAGAAAAGGGUUGUAGAUACUUCACCAAGAAUUUCAAAGGACAAAUUAAUGGGUUCUCAGUUAACACAAUUGAUACAACUGGAGCUGGUGAUGCUUUUGUGGGUGCAUUUCUCUUCUUAGUUGCCAGAGACACUGCAAUAUUUGAGGAUGAAGAGAAGUUGAAGGAAGCUCUUCUUUUUGCAAAUGCCCGUGGUGCGAUUAGUACAACCCGGAAAGGAGCAAUUCCAGCUCUUCCAAACACAUCUGCUGCCCUCAAACUCAUUGCGAGAUCCAAGGCAAAAACCAAAGGAAAUUUUACAGCGUUUAUGGCAUUUGCAUGGUCCGUUGCUUUAUUGGGAAUCUUGUUAAUGUUAAUACAAAGGAAGAAAGUAUUUAUGACUUGAUACUUAUUAUGUCAUGGAUUAUUGUAAUAAGGUGUGUGGGAUUUUACAAAAGUGGUUGGAUGUAUGUGUCAAGGAUUAUUGUAAUAAGGUUAUGUGUGAGUUUUUUUACAAAAGUGGUUGGAUGUGUCAAGGAUUAUUGUAAUAAGUUGUGUGAGAUUUUAUCUCCAUUUAAAUUAGUUUUUAUAUACCCUGCUUAGAAUAAUGAAAUGCAAUUUCUC